AUGGCGGCGAGGCUCGGGGCCGUGGUCGUCUCCGCCAGCUACCGCCUCGCUCCGGAGCACCACCUCCCCGCAGCCUAUGACGAUGCCGUGGAGGCCCUCCGCUGGGUCAGGACCACCGACGAGGAGUGGCUUCGUGAGGGCAUUGACUUCUCGCGGUGCUACCUGAUGGGCACGAACGCCGUGGGGAACAUCGCGUACCACGCGGGCCUGCGCACAUGCACCACCGCGGUCGAUCUAGAGCCUCUGGUGAUCAGAGGGCUGAUCUUGCACCACCACUACUUCGGUGGGUCCCAGAGGACCGAGUCGGAAGUGCGGCUGUUCAACAACCAAACCCUGCCAAUGAACGUGGCGGACCUGAUGUGGAAGCUGGCACUGCCGGCCGGCGCCAACCGGGACCACGAGUAUUGCAACCCGACGGCUGGGGAGAGAUCGGGGGAGUGGGAGAGGAUGAGAACGCAGGGGUGGCGAGUGGUGGUGGCGGGCGGUGGGGGAGACCCGCUGAUAGAUUGGCAGAGGAAGUUGGUGGCGGAGCUAGAGGCGAAGGACGUGGAAGUGGUAGGCCUUUUCGGCGGCGAAGGCGAUUAUCAUGGAGUGGAGAUACUAGAGCCGGCUAAGGCAGAGUUGUUGCUCAAGAAACUAAAGGCGAUUGUUUGA
Eucalyptus grandis is the source of this 654-nucleotide messenger RNA. Its product is annotated as probable carboxylesterase 120. The coding region runs from base 1 to 654 and encodes 217 amino acids. Lineage: Eukaryota; Viridiplantae; Streptophyta; Magnoliopsida; Myrtales; Myrtaceae. Gene Ontology annotation, molecular function: hydrolase activity. The record is from RefSeq and is a predicted model, not a curated record. The transcript has a single exon.